Messenger RNA from Chelmon rostratus (copperband butterflyfish), 2631 nucleotides. It is a transcript of the gene rassf9, whose product is annotated as Ras association domain family member 9. The coding region runs from base 90 to 1403 and encodes 437 amino acids. Gene Ontology annotation, biological process: signal transduction. The record is from RefSeq and is a predicted model, not a curated record. The transcript has 2 exons. Lineage: Eukaryota; Metazoa; Chordata; Actinopteri; Chaetodontiformes; Chaetodontidae.
CUCAAACUCUCCACAGUGUCCGACGUCCUGCCAUGCUGGGACUGUAACGCAUUUCGGAUCGCUGGUCCACUUCCGUGCGCCCCUGUGUCAUGGCUCCGUUUGGAAAAAACUUCCUAAAGGCUCGACUGAAGAACAGGACAAAAGAUGUCGAGCCUGUGGUCGGAAAGGAGAUUCAGGUUACUGUCUGCAACGAGGAGAAAGUUGUCUGUGGAGUAACAAAGCACACAACAUGUGCAGAUAUGAUUCAGGCCUUACUGGAGGACCACAAGUCAAUCCCAGAGAGCAAGCGGCUCCUGCACGGAGAACCCAAAGACUUCUGUCUCGUUGAGCGCUGGAAGGGUUUUGAGAGAGCCUUGCCUCCUCUCACCAGAAUCCUGCGACUCUGGUAUGCUUGGGGCGACCAGAGACCCUUCAUCCAGUUCAUUCUAGUUAAAACCAGUGAUUUUGUGCCUCAGCCCACCAAGAAGAGCGGAAAGUCCAAGGGCGCCAAGCCAAAGCGAUGGGAGCACAGCCGCGCCCAGUACACCCAGUCUCUGCCGGUGGAGAGGCAAAAGCGCAUGGUGAAGAAAGCUUUCCGGAAGCUGGAAAAGCUGCACAAGGAGAGCAAAAGCUCCCCAGGUGCCGACGAGAUCGACCGGAUGGUGCAACUUAUUCUCAACCAGGACCACACCAUCCGAGAGCAGAUCCAGCGCAUGAGGGAGCUGGAUUUGGAGAUCAAGCGGUUUGAUCUUCAAGAGCAGGAGGGACCUGAGUCUGAGCGUCCGCCGGGUCAGGCUCGUGACUUGAGUCUGGAGGCUCACAGCGACGAGCAGCUGCAGGAGUACCUGUACACAAGCGAUGGAGUCAAACAGCUGGAGCUGCAGGUUCAGAGGCACCAGGAGCUCAUCCUCCAGCUGUCCCGGGAUAUUGACGCUGAGCUGAGGAGGGCCAACUUCCCUAUGAGCCAAUACGAGACGAGUGAACAGGGGGGAGCCGCUGCUGCUUCCUGGACCCCUGCGGAGACGGACGAAAUGUUCUACGCUGCUGAACUCGAGAGGCUGCGGAACGAACUGAAGCGCAGCCUCUUCACUGGUGUGUCAAUUCACAACCAAGCUGCGGAAAUAGACAAGCAGCUGAAGCACUAUGACGCUACGCUGGUCUCCAAGGACCAGGAGUGCUGGCAGCUCGCUGCCCACCUGAGCUCACUGCAGAUUGGUGACGAAGAAGAAGAGGAGCCGUCCAGUCCCGUCCCUUUGAACAGUGACACUCAGUGCAGCGUCUCCCAGACGGUGAAACUCAAACACAGCCUGUCCCCUCUAGACGCUACAGACACAGACUCAGACACUGGGAUUAGCUCCACACACAGCCAGGACUCGCUGUCACCAUGUUUCGACUUCCCUCCCCCACUGGACACAGACGUUUGAGCGACCCAGAUGACCCUGCAAUUGAAUGUUGUGUACGCAGUUUGUGCCUGUCGUGUGUUGUCAUCAGGUUUGAGUCACGGAGCUAAGCAGCGGUUCCUCUGAAGGAUAAAUGCCUGGAGAUCUUUUAUAGCGUUGAGGUCGUUCAAUCAGCAGUUAUUUUGGCUGUUCAGGACGCUAUAUUGGACUAUGAGAAGUUAUAAUAGGAAUAUUUUAAUUUUAUGGAAAAGCAUGAUUAAUCCUUUAACAGAUUGAUCAGUAAUGACAUUAAUCAUUUUUUGCACUUUAAGGUAUUUCCUCAUUCAAAAAAAGAGAUGCUAGCCGUCUCUACUUAUACAAUGCUAACCAAAAUUUAAAAGUUAUGUAUUUGCAGUUUUAUUUUCCAUUAUUUUAAUACGUAAUAAUGUGCAUUUUUAAAACAUUUGCUAUUUUUUGUACAAACUGAGCAGCCGACAGUCACUUUUGGUUCGGGAAAUGAGUGACAGCUUGGCAAACAGGUUUAGACUUUCUGUUCGGUGAAGAUGAUGUUUUUGUUUGAGUCUAGAUGGACAAAGGAAAUACCGUCAAGUGUUUUCAAAGAGCCGUCUGGGUUUCUGAGAGGCCAACGGAUGCUGUCUGUGCCUCAAACGUGAUGAUAGCACAUGCACAGAACUGGAGCAACGUACACAACAGUCCAUCACUGCUUAGGUUUUCUGACUUUUAAGUGUACAUUUUUGCCCCUUUAAGAGGCGAUGACUAUUUCCUUAGCACGGCCAUUUCUACAGUGUACCAGACUUAGUGUUUUUUGUUUAAUUUCUUAAUAAUGGUGAAUGUAUGCUUCUAAAAGUUCUCAAGCUAUUUAUUAAGCUGCACUUCUUUGUACACACCUGUAAAUCUAUUAACAAUGUUUUAUAUUAAAACAAACAGCUAACUGUUUCGGAUGUAGACUACACUGUAAAUAUACCGCUGUAACCACCGUAAAUGAUUGUUGUUAUGACACAGGCACAAUUUGUAAAGCCAGCUUGAUAAGAAAAGAAAAAAAACUGAGAAAAUUAUAUUUAUUUAUCAUGUAAUUGUAUUUUACUGAUGAGAUUUUAUUAUAACCGCCUCCCACCUGAGGCUCAUCUGCCACUGGUUUGAUCAAAUGCGUCAUACCCAGGGCCAAAAUAACUCUAAUAUCUGGGCUACAUCUGUGUAAAAGCUCAUGAUUCAGCAACAUGUAUAUUUCAGUUUUCAUAAUAAACACUAAUAC